Messenger RNA from Iphiclides podalirius (scarce swallowtail), 426 nucleotides. Lineage: Eukaryota; Metazoa; Arthropoda; Insecta; Lepidoptera; Papilionidae. The record is from the annotation of a GenBank genome assembly.
AUGGCUGAUGAAUUGCAAGGAUGCGUCAACGAAGCUUUCGAAUUAUCAGAACAGGCAGAAAAUGAUUGCUCAAGCGAAGAGAAGACGAAUAAACAAGUAAGCGGACGAAAUCAAUCGGAAAUACCGUCCAAUCAAGCAAGUGAAGAAGGAAAUUGCAAUGAAAUACUGCCGUAUAAAAUUAUUGAACGCUCAACAACUUUAAGUAGCGAUGUUGCCGAAAGAUUGGAUUCUGUGGCAAAAGAUUUAGAGGAGACUGAUAAAGAUAGAAGACAGCUUGACACACAAAGGAGGUUGUCUAUUUCCAGCUCGAUUGACUUAAAUUACAAAUUCAAGGGGCCGAUAUACGAGAGUUACCAUGAAGGAAGAAAUGAGCGAAGGUCUUGGAUGCGGUUGUCAUUACGAGAAGAGACUCUAAAAGGGAAGCUG